Penicillium concentricum is the source of this 2142-nucleotide messenger RNA. Its product is annotated as glutamine-dependent NAD(+) synthetase. The transcript has 11 exons. The coding region runs from base 1 to 2142 and encodes 713 amino acids. Gene Ontology annotation, cellular component: cytoplasm. The record is from RefSeq and is a predicted model, not a curated record. NCBI's taxonomy places the organism in Eukaryota, Fungi, Ascomycota, Eurotiomycetes, Eurotiales, Aspergillaceae. Gene Ontology annotation, molecular function: NAD+ synthase (glutamine-hydrolyzing) activity; ATP binding; glutaminase activity. Gene Ontology annotation, biological process: NAD+ biosynthetic process.
AUGGGGCACCUGGUCACUCUAGCAACAUGCUCUUUGAAUCAGUGGGCUCUCGACUUUGAGGGCAACGCGGAGCGUAUCAUUGAGAGUAUUAGGCGAGCUAAGGCUGCUGGUGCCACUUUGCGCGUUGGACCAGAGCUCGAGAUUACCGGCUAUGGAGUUCUGGAUGGUUUCCUUGAGGGCGACACCUUCUUGCACUCAUGGCAAAUGUUUGCCCGCAUCAUCGAUCACCCCGAUUGUCAGGAUAUUGUCGUUGAUGUCGGAUUGCCGGUUCGCCAUCGCAAUGUGCGCUACAACUGCCGUGUGAUUUUCUACAACCGGAAGAUCGUCCUGAUUAGGCCUAAGAUGUGGCUUGCCAAUGAUGGCAACUAUCGCGAGCACCGACACUUUACGCCAUGGCAGCGUCCACAGGAGGUGGAAGACUACUACCUGGAAUCAAUUGUUGGAAAGAUUACUGGCCAGUACAAGGUUCCAUUUGGUGAUGCCGUUAUCAGCACGAGAGACACAUGUCUCGGCCUUGAGACGUGUGAGGAGCUGUUUACCCCUAAUGGCCCUCACGUUCCAUAUGGCCUAGCUGGUGUUGAGAUUAUCUCCAAUUCUUCGGGCAGCCACCACGAACUGAAGAAGCUUGACACUCGUAUCAAUUUGAUCACCCAGGCUACCAAACUGAGCGGUGGAAUCUAUCUUUAUGCCAAUCAGCAAGGCUGCGACGGUGAUCGUCUGUAUUAUGACGGAUGUGCUAUGAUUGUCGUUAACGGUGACAUCGUGGCUCAAGGUUCACAGUUCUCUCUGAAUGACGUGGAAGUCGUCACUGCAACUGUCGACAUCGAAGAAGUCCGCACCUACCGGUGCAGCGCAAGCCGUGGAAUGCAAGCGAGCAAGCAGUCGCCCUAUGUCCGCCUUGAUCUUGACAUCAGACUUUCUCGCCGGGAUGAAGAUGCCGAGCCUAGCCUCGCGACUGCUCAGCCUAUCAAGCCACGGUACCAUUCUCCCGAGGAGGAGAUUGCUCUGGGGCCUGCCUGCUGGCUAUGGGAUUAUCUUCGGAGAUGUGGAGCCGCUGGUUUCUUCCUUCCUCUAAGCGGUGGUAUUGACAGCUGUGCCACUGCAACCAUUGUGCACUCCAUGUGUCGCGAAGUGCUCAAAGCAGUGGGAGAAGGGAACGAGCAGGUCAUCAUGGAUGUCCGCCGGCUGUGUGCGAAGCCAGCAGAUUCGGACUGGCUUCCUACCACCACCCAGGAAAUUUGCAAAUCUAUCUUCCAUACCAGCUACAUGGGCACACAAAACUCAGGCCGGGAGACACGAGACAGAGCUACUCGACUGGCCAAUGAUAUUGGGUCUUACCAUAUUGACUUCAACUUCGAUACUGUGGUCACUUCUAUCAUGAAUCUCUUCACUGUUAUCACUAACUUCCAGCCUCGUUUCAAGAUGCACGGGGGAUCUCCUGCGGAGAAUGUCGCGCUUCAAAAUGUGCAGGCUCGGAUGAGAAUGGUUCUCUCAUACCUGUUUGCCUCGUUACUGCCGACUGUGCGUCAACGCCCUGGUGGUGGUGGCUUGCUUGUUCUCGCAUCAUCUAACGUUGAUGGCUAUCUCACCAAGUACGAUGCCAGCUCCGCCGAUCUCAACCCCAUCGGCUCCAUAAGCAAAGUCGACCUUAAGAAAUUCAUUUCCUGGUCCGGCCGAAGCUUCGGCCUCCCGAUCCUCGAAGAAUUCAUCCACGCAACACCCACCGCCGAGCUGGAACCCAUCACGCACGACUACGUUCAAUCCGACGAAGCCGACAUGGGCGUUACGUACGCGCAGCUGGGUGUUUUCGGAUACCUGAGAAAGGUCUCCAAGCUAGGCCCGUACUCUAUGUACGAGAAGUUGCUCCACAUGUGGGGCAACGAGUACAGCCCGCGCGAGAUCUACGAGAAGACCCGCCAUUUCUUCUACUAUUAUUCCAUCAACAGACACAAGAUGACUGUUCUUACGCCUAGCUACCAUGCUGAGCAGUACUCGCCGGAAGACAAUCGUCAUGAUUUGAGACAGUUCCUUUACCCGCCGUUUACUUGGGCGUACCAGAAGAUGGAAGAAAACGUCAAGUACUGGGAAUCUAAGGGAUGGACUACUGGCAAGGGAGGGAAGAAGAGUGUCAAGGCUGAUUAG